Megachile rotundata (alfalfa leafcutting bee) is the source of this 3604-nucleotide messenger RNA. RefSeq names its product transmembrane protein dusky (gene dy). Lineage: Eukaryota; Metazoa; Arthropoda; Insecta; Hymenoptera; Megachilidae. The record is from RefSeq and is a predicted model, not a curated record.
UACCGUGUGUCUGGGUCAGGGGGCGGGCCGCCACGUUUAUAGUAUACUCUCUAUAUCGGACAGGUGUACCCCAUUCCGAGUCCACGAGUUCUCGCGUGCAGCAUCGAGCCGCAGCCACGCCGCGUAUAUUUCUAGCUGGCCGCGAAAAAUCGGUGGCUGAUCAACAGGAGUCCACGGGUAGCCUCCGACGACGAUCGACCGAGUCGUUCGGAAGAGCGAGCGGUUUUCGAGACUACUCAUCAACCUGCUUCGCGCGUUCUCGCCGGUUACGUCCUCGUUUUCGCCACUGAAAUCGGUCGAGAUCAACCGACUGUGCUUUACAGAGCCUCCGACCGCGCGGGUACGCGGAGAUUUUGCGGCACAUGGUGCUUCGAUCAGUGAGGUGCGUCCAUCGAAUUAUUCUACUGUUACGAGUUGCACGCUUCUGACGGACCCGGACCGAUUCUUCAACUACCAUUACCCAGACACACCGGCGAAUUUACAAAUACUCCACCGUGGACGCUAAAACGGUAUGCGGUGGCGAAUCUUCAUUGUAGCCUGUCUCCUAUUAAAGGGGCUGGCGCGAGCGGAGGAUGUGGAGGUGGUCGAGGCGAUACCGGGGGAGGACAACCGGAACGACAAUUCGGCGUUGAAUCGGCAGGACAACGACAUAAACAGUUCCGAUCAGUUGGCGUUGGAAUCGUUAGGGGAAAAGGAUGCGGGUGGUAACCAUUACAAGCCGGGAGGACUUCGGGGACAUCCCCUUCCGCUGCCCCCGAAUCGAGGUGGUCUGGGACUUCCACAUCCGAGACCGCACCAUAACGUCGCUUAUCACGGUCCACCGCCUCCAUUGCCCCCCUCGAAGACACCGUCGGAAGCCAUUGACAAGAUCUACACCACGGGUGGUGGUAUUAGCACAGCGGUAGGUGCAGAACCCUGGCCGGCGCCCACGCCAGACAUGCCGAAGAUCAUUUCUCUGGACGUGAAGUGCGAGAAAAGUUUGAUGAAAGUAUACCUCGGCUUCGAUAAACCGUUCUACGGCAUAGUCUUCAGCAAGGGCCACUACAGCAACGUUAACUGCGUCCACUUGCCGGCAGGUUUAGGACGCACGUCGGUUAACUUCGAGAUUAGUAUACACGCGUGCGGCACCGCCGGGAACACGGAGAACGGCUUGUACGGCUACGGUGCCGAGUCCGGGUCAGGGACGUACUUCGAGAACAUUAUCGUGGUGCAGUACGACCCGCAAGUGCAGGAGGUCUGGGACCAGGCGCGCAAGCUGCGCUGCACGUGGCACGAUCUGUACGAGAAAUCGGUCACCUUCCGUCCGUUCCCCGUCGACAUGCUGGACGUGGUGCGGGCCGAUUUCGCCGGCGACAACGUCGGCUGCUGGAUGCAGAUACAGGUGGGCAAAGGUCCGUGGGCGUCGGAGGUCUCCGGCCUGGUCAAGAUCGGCCAGACGAUGACGAUGGUGCUGGCCAUAAAGGACGACGACUCCAAGUUCGACAUGCUCGUGAGAAACUGCAUGGCCCACGACGGCAAACGGGCCCCGAUACAAUUGGUCGAUCAGAGAGGAUGCAUCACCAGGCCUAAGCUCAUGUCUCGGUUCACGAAGAUCAAGAACUUCGGCGCAUCGGCUUCGGUCCUCUCCUACGCUCACUUCCAGGCGUUCAAGUUCCCCGACUCCAUGGAGGUGCACUUCCAGUGCACCAUACAGAUAUGCCGGUACCAGUGUCCGGAGCAAUGCUCCGAGUCCCCGUUACUGCUGGAGUCCCAGGGAUUACUGGAGAACCAUCAUCACCCGCCGUCCAACGGACACCCCGAUUCCAGCUACGGACUUCCGCCUCCUAUCCCGCUUCCUCUGGAAGCUUAUUUGCAGGCGGCGGCUGGACGCCCUCGGGACGAGAGACGAAGGAAAUCUCGGGAAAUAGUGCCGACUCCGCAGAAGGCGGUCGGCGUCAAUCGAAUAAUACGGGUGGUAUCCACCGGUGACCUAACCUUCUCUAUCCAGGACUCGAACAAUGAGGAGCCUAAUGGGCCCACGAUGGUGUUUCCCGUACGUAACGAGAACACCGCCAACGCGGCUAUGAUUUGCAUGACUACCCCGGGCUUUGCCGUUACUCUCGUAGUACUUCUUGCCGUCUUACUUUCGUCGUGUAUACUAUCCACCUACCUCUGUCUACGUCUAAGACCGUUCUCAGGAAAAGCCAAGAAGGCUACCGCGUAUUACAAUGGCGAACAAAACGCACCUAAAAAGUCGACGAGGACGUGUUUUUACUCGUAGGUACAAAACGGUCGCGGCAGUUUAGCAAACGGUACGCUGUCGAUCGAUUCUACUUUUUCCUUUGUGUCAAGCGGAGAAUCAUCGAAUCAUGCGGGGUCACAUCCUGCGGACUGUUCUUCGAUUAUUUUGCGCGAUCGAAAUUUAUGUAUCGCAACUUUUGGUAGUUGCUCAAUUACCGGAUGUGCACGUGGGAUUACUUGGGAAAAUGGCGGCGUUCAAUCAAUUUGGACGCUCAAACUUGAAUUUGAUUUUUGUUCAUUUUUUUGUGGAAUUGAACUGAGGUCAAUCAAUUGAAUUGAUGUUUAGAUUCAGUUGAACUCAGUAAGAAAAGAAACUCAAGUUUGUAGAAUCAUGUUGAGAGAUCUGAAAAUAAUGGAAGACAAGAUGGCGUCCGCGUUGUCCAAAGUAGUGCUGUGUACAGAAAUUCUGGUGUAUGUCGAUCGAUCGAGACCGUUCGCAGACGAUUUUUUAAGUUUUAUUCAGUGGAUGUCGCAGAAACCGGUCCUCUUGGUCGCGCCAUUCCAGGUAAUCGUAGAGGCUACAGAAUGUCGUAAGCACGAUUCUGUAUAUCACCACGUACCAGACGGAGUAUCGUUCGGUAAUAAAUAAAUAGGAUACUCUCUGCUACGUGUAGCGUGUCCGUUUGAUCGAGAAGGAUCGAACAAUACGGAUUCGUGCUUCGCCAUAAUGAAACUUACGCUCAAGCCCUCACAGGCGUCUGUGUAUAGACAUCAAGGAAAUUUAGUCAAAGAUAAUCAAACACUUUGCGCUCGCGACUCCCUUGUUACAGUUAUUAUUCGGGACCAUGGUACUUGGGUAUUUUUAUUUCCAAUCGUUACCCGUUGUGUAACUCGGUUUACGAUCAAGGCUGAAAUACUGCGAGAAGAAUAGUCUACGCAAAAAUAUCGUUUCUUGUUCUUCUAAUAUUGUUGACAAUAUUAUUGUUUUAAUUAUUAUUUAUUUACUGCGUAAUUUAUGUUCCAAAUUUGGUCGGCUUUAUACGAUGUAUCUUGCACUUGUAACAUACGAAAUUAAACAGCUUUAUUUUAUGUUGUUUGCAUUCAAUUCGCUUCAGUGAAGUGAAUUUUUCAAAUAGCGCGCCAAGUUUUAGUGGAAAUUUUUUUCCUGUCAUAUAAAUUCUAAAAGUAAUUAGCUAAAAAUUUUACAAAUUUUCCAUGCGAAUGAGUAUUUUAGGACGCAAGAUAUCAAGAUCAAAUGUAUAAAGCAAUAGUCAGUAGCUUGUAAUAGCACACGAAAGCUAAUAUAUUUAAUUGUAACUUAAGCACGUAGAUAUAAAAAAAAUGUUUAUAAAUUAUUCUUCGUCGAAUGAGACAAUGUAUUACG